AUGCUCUCAGGAGACCGUCCGGAGGUGGCCGCGACGGUAGCAUCCGCCUGCGGCGUCGGCGAGUACCAGGCCGGGAUGCUGCCGGCCGACAAGGCGGAAGUCAUCGCCGGGAUGCAGGCCCAGGGACACACCGUGGCGAUGGUCGGCGACGGCAUCAACGACGCGCCGGCGCUGGCUCGCGCCAACGUCGGGAUUGCCAUGGGCGGUGGAACCGACAUCGCCCGCGAAACGGCGGACGUCACCCUGAUGCGGGACGACCUCGCCGGCGUCGCCACCGCUCUGCGGCUGUCUCGAUCAACCAUGCGCACCAUCCGGCAAAACCUGUUCUGGGCCUUCUUCUACAACACGCUCCUGAUCCCGGUGGCGGCCGGGGCGCUGUACCCGGUGUUCGCCGCGGUGGGGGGAGUGCCGGGAGGCCUGACGUUCUUCUUCGGCGAGGCCGGCUUCCUGAACCCCAUCCUGGCCGCGCUGGCGAUGGCGUUCAGCUCGGUUAGCGUGGUCAGCAACUCUCUGCGACUGCGACGGGCCAACCUGGGGUAA
Geodia barretti is the source of this 540-nucleotide messenger RNA. Lineage: Eukaryota; Metazoa; Porifera; Demospongiae; Tetractinellida; Geodiidae. The record is from the annotation of a GenBank genome assembly.